Molecule: messenger RNA, 807 nt
Organism: Rotaria sp. Silwood2
Lineage: Eukaryota; Metazoa; Rotifera; Eurotatoria; Philodinida; Philodinidae
Source: the annotation of a GenBank genome assembly
AUGAAUCGAUCUCAUAGCCAUCUUGACGUAUAUCAUAGUCGUCAUUUAUCUUUACAUAAACCUGGUACAAUACCAAAGUCAUCUCGAAAUAUUUCACCGAUCAUAUCAAGUCGUCAUAAAUAUGAAUUAAGACAACAAAUUAGGCCAAAACAAACAGUUGAAUCAUGGUUUCAAAGUCAUUCACGUGAUGAUCGUCGAGCUGUUUAUAGUUUUCUUAAUACACUUUACGAUGGUGAUGUUAAUCAUCAAAUAGAAGAUCGAUCAUCAAUUGAACAACGUCGAAAAUCACCUAGUCCACGAUCUCCUAGCAGAGUAAAUACGACUGUUGUACAUGCAUCAAAUUAUUCAUCGCAACGGCGAAUGUCAAACAAUGGUGGACGUGAAAGUCGAGCAUCGAAACGUGAUCUUGGAGAAAUUCUUGAAUCAUUAGGAAGUUUUCGUAAGUCACCAUCAUUUCAAGAAAAAGGCAUUCAAACAUCAGCAACACCAAUAACAGUUCCAUUGCCUGAUGUAAAUGAAACAAAGAAUAAUCGCAAAUCCGAAAAACAUACAAAACGUUCAGCAACAUCAAUGGAUAAGUAUACGGAAACAAUUCAACCUCAAAAUUCAGUAGAUGAUAACACAAAUGUAAAUGACAAUGAAAAUAAUAAAAUAGGUCGACGUUAUUUAUCUCAGACAUGGCGUGUAAUAAAUCCACGUGAAGAUAUGGAACUAAAUGUUCGCCCAGAAAAUAAUGCAUCAUCAUUUUUUAAUUACACAAAAAAAGUAUAUCCAGAAUAUUUUUUUAUUCAUCCUGAUUGGUAUUAA